GGUCAAGAAAACAAUAUGUCAAAAAUCAAAAAUGGUUGUCAGGCUAACAACGUAAACAUAAGUUUUAGAAAAAAAUAAUCAAAUUUUAAUAAUGAGUAACCGAAAUCCAAAUACUUUAAUGAGUGUUCCGGAUGAACAAUUCGAUUAUCUUUUCAAAAUCGUACUCAUCGGUGAUUGUGGUACAGGAAAAACAUGUAUUGUGCAACGAUUGAAAUCCGGAAAUUUUAUUGAAAGGCACGGAAAUACAAUAGGCGUAGACUUUUCUAUGAAAACUUUAAUUGUCGACGGAAAGAGGGUCAAGCUUCAAAUAUGGGAUACGGCGGGACAAGAGCGGUUUCGUACAAUUACUCAAAGUUAUUAUCGCUCAGCAAAUGGAGUAAUUAUAGUGUAUGACAUAACAAAGAGGUCCACAUUUUUGUCAUUACAAAAAUGGAUUGAAGAAGUGAGAAGGUACACUUCAUCCAAUGUUAUUGUCUCACUGAUUGGCAACAAAUGUGAUCUGACAGACCAGCGUGAAGUAGAACCAGAUGAACCAAAAUCCUUCUGUCGAUAUGUACCAGAGAUUAUGUUUGUGAUGGAAACAUCUGCUAAAGAUAACACUAAUGUUGAAGAUACAUUCCGCAGUUUGGCUACAGAGUUAAAGAGACAACAUGACAAGAGUGAAGGGCCACCUCCAGAUCAGGACUCAGUUGUUCUCGGUGAUAGCCAUUCCAUCAGCAGGUGUCAACCUUGCCGUUCAUCAUGGUAGACUUGCCCGGUAUUUACCAUUGAUAUAAUCAACAUAAAAUAUCAAAUUUUUUUUCUGGCUAUGUUAAUAGUUACGUCACAAUAGUCACAAGUGGAGAGCUUUAUCGUUGGUUAAGUUUUUUACAAUAGUUAGAUGAAAUAACAUAGUUAAGUAA
Papilio machaon (common yellow swallowtail) is the source of this 902-nucleotide messenger RNA. RefSeq names its product ras-related protein Rab-43 (gene Rab19). Gene Ontology annotation, cellular component: trans-Golgi network. The transcript has 4 exons. The record is from RefSeq and is a predicted model, not a curated record. Gene Ontology annotation, molecular function: GTP binding; GTPase activity. Bases 92 to 748 code for a protein of 218 amino acids. Lineage: Eukaryota; Metazoa; Arthropoda; Insecta; Lepidoptera; Papilionidae.